GUAGACCACGUGAUGGCUCAUUCAGAACAGUGACUGCCCGACCUCAGUAGGCUGCUUCAGGAGGGCCUCAGCUAAGCUGCUGCCCGCAGCCCAGUCUCGGAGCACCAUGGGGCCCAGGGCUGAGCUGUGCCUUUCCCUGGGUGCACUUUCAUUCUUCCUGCUGCUGACGUCAGGCCAGGGGGCCAAAGGAGGAUCUUUCAAAGAAAGUUUGGGAGUGUGCUCCAAGCAGACACUGCUGGUUCCGCUCCGUUACAACGAGUCCUACAGUCAACCGGUGUACAAGCCUUACCUGACCCUGUGUGCUGGGCGGCGUGUGUGCAGCACGUACAGGACCACUUACCGUGUGGCCUGGCGGGAGGUGAGGCGGGAGGUACAGCAGACACAUGUGGUAUGCUGCCAAGGCUGGAAGAAGCCACACCCAGGAGCUCUCACCUGCGAAGCCAUCUGCUCCAAGCCUUGUCUUAAUGGAGGUGUCUGCACUGGACCAGACCGGUGCGAGUGUGCCCCAGGCUGGGGAGGGAAGCACUGCCACGUGGAUGUGGAUGAAUGCAGGGCCAGCCUUACUGUCUGCUCUCAUGACUGUCUCAACACCCUGGGCAGCUUCGCUUGCAGCUGCCCACACCCCCUGGUGCUGGGUCCUGACGGACGCGCCUGCGCAGAGGGGCCUCUGGAGUCCUCCACACGUGCCAGCAUCCUCAGCGUGGCGGUUCGGGAAGUAGAAGGCGAGGAGCGAGCCUUGAGGUGGGAGGUGGCAGAGCUCCGCGGGCGCCUGGAACGACUGGAGCAGUGGGCCACGCAGGCCGGAGCCUGGGUCCGAGCAGUGUUGCCCAUGUCACCUGAAGAGCUGCGGCCCGAACAGGUGGCUGAGCUGUGGGGCCGGGGUGACAGGAUCGAGUCCCUCAGUGACCAGGUGCUGCUACUCGAGGAAAGGCUGGGUGCCUGUGCCUGUGAGGACAACAGCCUGGGUCCAGGGCUCCGUGCCUAACCAGGUCCUGCGACACCCAGGAUCCCUAACUCCUACCUAAAUCGCACCUACUAAUCUGGGACCAGCAGACCCAGGGAUUGACCACGUGGGAGCAACAGGCCACAGAACGCCCCCAGAUCUCUCUUUCUUUUUAUUCUCAGUUGCUUGCUUGUUAUCCAGAUAAUAAAAACCAACACACAAAACUGGACCCCACUGGUUCCUUCUGCCCCAGCCUACCUCCCGGCUCUGAGGAACGGGUCUAGGGUGGGAGGCAGGGACUGGCCAAUGCCC
Molecule: messenger RNA, 1255 nt
Organism: Acomys russatus (golden spiny mouse)
Lineage: Eukaryota; Metazoa; Chordata; Mammalia; Rodentia; Muridae
Gene: Egfl8
Product: EGF like domain multiple 8
Exons: 8
Coding region: 107-985 (292 amino acids)
Biological process (GO): anatomical structure development
Cellular component (GO): cell surface; extracellular region
Molecular function (GO): signaling receptor binding; calcium ion binding
Source: RefSeq, a predicted model, not a curated record